AUGCCUUGGCGCGUGCCGAUCCCUCGACGUCGCCCGAACCCGCCACAGCCCCAGGCGACCUACACUUUCCAUGGGACCGGGGGAGGUGGUAAUGGGACAACAUAUGUGUUGAACUCAGUUGUCCGGAACCGACAGAAAGCCAUGCGGUAUACUGUGGUCACAGUCGACGGGCGGACGACCAUCACCAACCGAAACAGAGACGUCGUUGCAGACAUCUACUGGAAUCACGCGCGUUACCCACGUAUUCAGUAUGGCCAAGGUAGCAUCGUCAAGUGCAAGAAGUGGUUCAAGUAUGGUAUCUCACGACUAACGCGCACGGUACGCGCCAAUAACCGGACCUAUAGAUGGGCCCGAGUCGAUAGAGAAGAUGUGUUCACGUUUACCCGCGACGAGAAGCUGAAAGUUCAACCAGCAUGCAUCGCUGGCGUGAACGGUAACACUGGGCUCCUUGUUGCCGACUUCCAGGAGAGCGCCAGCGAUACAGCAGUCAAGGAUGUACUCGUCGUCGCUCUUAUCCUCCUACACGGCAAGAACGGUUGGCUGAAGUUGGGUCAGUUCGGCCCGAACCCGGCGCGCUACAUGCAGAAGUCCCUAGCCGUCACUCUGGCGUUGAUCGGAUUGGGGAAGUCAAUUGCAGAAGUAGCAGCAUAG
Messenger RNA from Peniophora sp. CBMAI 1063, 651 nucleotides. Lineage: Eukaryota; Fungi; Basidiomycota; Agaricomycetes; Russulales; Peniophoraceae. The record is from the annotation of a GenBank genome assembly.